This is a messenger RNA of Kwoniella shivajii, 3666 nucleotides long. RefSeq lists its product as uncharacterized. The record is from RefSeq and is a predicted model, not a curated record. Gene Ontology annotation, biological process: transcription-dependent tethering of RNA polymerase II gene DNA at nuclear periphery; poly(A)+ mRNA export from nucleus; protein import into nucleus. NCBI's taxonomy places the organism in Eukaryota, Fungi, Basidiomycota, Tremellomycetes, Tremellales, Cryptococcaceae. The transcript has 23 exons. Bases 1 to 3666 code for a protein of 1221 amino acids. Gene Ontology annotation, cellular component: nuclear pore outer ring. Gene Ontology annotation, molecular function: structural constituent of nuclear pore; protein binding.
AUGUUCAACUCUCCUUCGACGAGGGCAACUCCCCGGAAGGCAGCUUCCAGAGCUUCUGUUGCACGAUCAAGACAUCAGACACCUUCCAUUUUCUCUGAAUCAGCCUCACUCGCUCAAGCUCCUACACCUUCCAUCAGAUCAUCUAGAUUAGCCGUAGUAAAACGAGGAGCAUCUCCAACAUCUUCUGCUGGAGAUACAGUACGUACCACUAGGAUUGAUGAGGGAUAUGAGAAGGACAGAGUGUUUUGGAGUAGAGAUGAAAGGCAUCUUGUGGCUAGUUUAGGUCAAGUACCAAAAGAAGUCGCUUCACUUAUAAGAGGAUCUGAUCUCGUUGUAAAUCCCAUAGCAGGUCAUGUUGAUCCACAAAGUGGAUUUGCGAUGGUUUCAAGCCCUUCCACCUGUAUUGCGUGGAACUAUACAAAGCGCACACAUUCUGCACCCACAACAUACACCUUCCCUUCACCUCCCGCCUCAUAUUCCAUAACUUCUACACAACCACCGACACUAGCAGUUUUGUACACAGGUUCAUCCUCUUCAGAACCAGGGAUGGUCCUUGUGUCGACGACCGGGGAGAUCCGUUUUUGGGAAAGUAUGAGCUUGGCAUUAGCGAAUGUGGAUAGAUAUCAGGAGAUUUACGUUGAACUGGGAGAGGACGAUUUCAUUGAGCGAUUGUGGACAAUCGAUGGAAAUAACUUUCUUCUCACCACGACAACAUCUCUUGCAUUCCGACUCACGAUAUCUGCCUCCGGCGGAAGACUUGUUCCUAGUUUGACGAGCUUGACCAGACCGGGAGGGAUGUUUGGUCGCGCCUCAGCACAGAUAUUCAACGUACGAGAAGACAGGGAAGGAAUCUCAUCAGUCACUAGUGCCGGGGGGUAUGUGUAUAUCAUGGCUCAGAGAAUGAUACAAAAAUGGGCUUUUGGGCAUGACGGUCAAAAGUUCAUACAGGAAUUCGAUCUUCACGAGACAGCUGGCAGUUGGCUGUUUGACAACUGGUCAAAUGGAAACGUUUCUCUAGAAUUGAAUGACGUCGUCUCAUGCGGCCAAGACGAGCUUGCUGUCCUCAUCUCCUACGUGGAACAGCAAUCCGGUACAUCAGGUUAUCCCAGAUUACACAACUCUCACGCUAUUGUCAUCUUUGCUAUUCAUCCUCGAUCUCAAACUCUCAUGGUGUCUAGAGUAGUUGAUGUAUCUUACCUAGCUCAUUCCGACCCUAGAAUGCUUGAUGUGCCGAGAUUGCUUGUACCACUCGGAAGUUCCAUGGCAUUUAUCAGGUUUGCAGAAGUUGUAUUGAUGGUUUCGUUAGAUGAAAGUGCACCAUAUGAGGAAGCUAUCACUCUGAAAGAUUCUGGUCGAAAUGCCUUCAUUGGUGCAGGCUGCAUUGCUCCAUCAUCGUCCAAGAAAGGUUCAACCGUCCCAUCGAUAGUUGCUAUCCCAGCUUUAGGCGGAUUAAUGUCUAUAGAAGCUCUUGAUUACGGCGGUCCCUCAGAAUCACUUACGCAACUUUCAUCUGCGACGGCGAGAUUGAAAUCAAAGAUGGAACAAGCUGUAUUCUUUGGCGAGCGAAGCGAUAAUCCAUUGUCAUUCGAUUUGCCAGCAGGUUUCCAGGGUAAUUUGGCAGAAGCUGCAGAGAUCGUAUCAGCGGAGAUUGUAUCAUCAAGCUCACCAUAUAUGGCUGGAAUAUUCGAGCUUCGACCUCAUCUCAGUGACAGAUUACUCAGACUGAAAGAGCUUAUGAAUUUCAUCAGAAACAAUGGUCUUCUCACUAUCAUUCCUCAAGCAACUAGGAGAAGAUUAUCUCGAGAUGCAGAAAAAAUAAAAGGUGCUAUCGAAUUGUGGGACUACCAAAACAAACAUAUGGAUCAAAUCCACAGUCGAUCUCCUCAAUCACUCUUGUCAGACUCCAUUCUGACUUAUAUGAACCAAGCGGAUGUUGUUGAAGAAGAGGAUUUCGUAAGGUUAUUCUUCCGAACACAGGUGCAAAACCUCCAUAGACUCCUAGAAAUAGUAUUUGUCACUGCUCGAGCUUCACUAGAAUCAGCGAAUCGCAAUGAUCUAUCUUCGUGGAUAACGGAAGCAAAUCGAAUAUUCAUUAUUGUUGAACGAGCCGCUGCUCAGUAUCGUGAAGAAGAAUUGUAUACGUACGAGAUUGAUCGUGAAAGGCCUGUUGUGGAGAUAUGGACAGCUCAGGAUUCACUUAUCGAAGCUCUUGACUUUCUAUAUACCACCACUGAAGCACUGAUCAAAGAAAGAACUCGAGAUCUGGGAUCAGUCAUCGAUGAACCACCAUCUGACGUCGUUGAAGCAGCAUUGAAGAGGGAGCAACAACAACAGUCUAGACUCAAAGGACAAAUGGCUAUUCUCGCAGCUGCGCUAUGUACCAACAUGGAAGACAAAUGCCGUGCGACAUCCAGAAGGGAAAUAGAGGAAGGCGCAGAUCCUCAAGAAGGUAUAACGUUGAGGGAAAAAUGGGCGGAAAUGAAACCGAGAGUCAUCAGACCACUAGUGGGCAUCGACCGAUUAUCUGAGGCUUACGAGUUGGCAGAGAACCAUACCGACUAUCUUACAUUGGUAAUAUUAUGUCAUGAGCAGUCAGGUCCCGACACCGCUAGAUUACAACGUUAUAUCGAAAGAUUUGGAGAAGAAUUCGCUUUCGUACUGUAUCAAUGGUAUAUCGAUCAAGGCCAAGCAUACGAGCUUUUGAACCAGGACGAAGUCUAUGGUGUACUGGUCACUCGUUUCUUCGCAGAGCAUGACUAUCCUGAGCUUGCUUGGAUGCAUCACCUCGCGUUUAGAAGAUACGACGAAGCUGCCGGAUCACUGAAGGCUGUAUUGAGAGAUGAAGGAACAAAGGGAUUGAAUCAACAACAUCUGGUAGGAAGUAUCGCCAAACUUGCAGCAAUAGCGGAUGUGAGAUCCAAAGGUGUUUCGGAGCAGAGGAAACGAUUACUGCUGGAACUCGAUGAUGAGCUCGACCUCGUCAAUAUCCAAUCUGCACUACUGGAUUACCUUUCUCCUUCAGGACGACAAAAAGCCACUAAACUUCAAGACCAAAUUACCCUCCUGGCUGAUCGACCAGCAUUCAGGAACCUUUUCACUAAUCUCGCCCAACAACUGAUAUCAGGUUCAGCACUGGACAUAGAGGGACUGAUAGACGUAUUAACGCUGAAAGAUAACUUUGAAAGGACACGAGACGCCGCUUUAGCUUUGGAAAGAUUGGUCGGCGACACUGCAUUACCGGAUGGGCGAAAACAAGUUGCCGUGCUGACGAUAUGGAGGAGAGUGUACAUCCGAGAUGAUUGGGCUUCAAUCUCUAAUACUUCAGGACGAAGUGAACAAGCUCAAAGAGCAAAAGUACGAAAUACACUCGCAUACCAAACCAUAAAAUCGGUGAAUGACGAUAAAGAUUUCCCGCCCAAUUUCAUCCUUUCACCAUUUACAGCUUCCCAACCACCUCUCCCUGCAGAACUGGCCGCUCGAUUCCCUUCAUUCUCAGCGGAAGACAUAGCCUCGUUAAUGGCCGACCAUGAAAAUGAAAUUGAGCUUUUGAAUAGAUACCUCGGUGAAAACGCUCUGGAAGAGAGGAUAAGGGAAGUAGCGGAGUUGGUCAAGAAUGACCGAGAGGAUGAAAAGCGAGAAAUGGUUGAUGUCGAUAUUGUAAUGUAA